AUGAGUCAUCUUCCAGGAGUAUUGUUCUUCUGGAAAGAUCCGGAAAGACCAAUUGAUAUGAUACUUCUCCAGUCAGAUCAGUCCAAGAGUUUUGGUAAAGAAGAGCAUUUAUGCUAUUGGGAGAUCCGUUUGACUGGAAUAGCUGAGGAUAUUAUUUUAUCCUUCAGUCUUACUCUCAGAUUCAGCAGUAAUCAAUACUCAUUCACAACAUGGCCUAAGCGACAACUCGAUCAUGUAUUAAUUACUAAGGUUGACAAAAAGCAAAUUGACUACCUAAAAUUAAAUCUCCUGAUAGACAAAAGUCUGCAAGAGAACCAAGUGACAAUUUUGGGCCGCAGUUAA
Phycomyces blakesleeanus NRRL 1555(-) is the source of this 342-nucleotide messenger RNA. RefSeq lists its product as hypothetical. The transcript is spliced from 4 exons. Lineage: Eukaryota; Fungi; Mucoromycota; Mucoromycetes; Mucorales; Phycomycetaceae. The record is from RefSeq and is a predicted model, not a curated record. Bases 1 to 342 code for a protein of 113 amino acids.